AUUUUCGGAGCUUCGGAGCUCGGUGGUUAGAAGAAGUGCAAGUGGUGCGUUCUUGGCUGAACGACAUAAAUCCCACCCAUUGUAUAAUCAUCAUAAAACGAACUUCCCUUUUGGCAAACAGUUCUUAGAUUAUUAUUUUUUGAAGAGAAAAAGAGAACAAUGGUAGCCUCCGUUGUAUCCACCGAGAGCACCAACUCAACGGCUUCCAAGUCGUCUUCCGGCGGCGGUGGUGCCCCCAAGCCAAUGCCCAUGGCAGUCAUGAGGAAUGCCCACGAGGUGAUCCGUGGGGCCAUGGAUGAUAUUCAAGAGUCUAUCGACAAUGGUGACUUCGAAGCGGCCCGCGCCGCGUGGACCCAGUUCAAUCGCUUUAGUGAUUUGCACAUGAAGAUGGAAGAGGGACGGAAGGGGAGCAACGCCAAGGGUCUGUUUGCCAUGGUGGAUGAACAUGCGGACAAGGCAGCUCGCAAAGCCGGUCUUCGUGACCAUCACAUGAACCUCUACGAGCUCGAGGAGGAUGUGGUGGAUAUUUUUGACAAGGCGCCAGAUAUCGAUCGCGCCAGGGAAGUGUACCCCAUCUUUCGACAAGAAAACGAAUCCCAUUUGAAAGAGGAAGAAGAUGUGCUGAUGCCGGCCAUUCAGAAAAUGAUCAAGAGCGGUGUCCCCGUCAAGAAGUACAUUGAGACCGACAUUAUCCCUCUGCUCUUGGCGAAAGAAGGGGAUAUGGAAUUCUUCAUCAAGUUCAGCAAUGAAGUCUUGAUACGUCAUGACAAUGUAGACGGCAAACCUCGUGUACGCGUUUGGAACCAUGCUCUUUGGUCGGUGGCAACUCCGGAACAAUGGAAGGAAUGGGAUGCUUGGAUCAAGGAGGUUCUGCCGGAGGGAAAAUAUGCUGAAGUUGACAAUGCCAUCCAGGCCUUUCGUAAUGAGCAAAAGGCCAAGAAACAAGCCAAAAAGGACGCAGAAGCGGCAAAGGAAGUGCCUCCCAUUGCGAAUAUUGACGUGGGAGGACGGAGCCGAUCCAGAAGUCCCAAGCAGUUUUUCAAAAAAAUCUUUUCUUAAGGUACUGUACGGUGCGGUGGCUUGCCGUGUGGAUCGGAGGGCUGGUGGUGGCUUCUUGGAAAAGAGCGCUCUUCUUCCUGCUUGUGGAUAUACCCUCUGCGUUGAAUAUACAAAAGACAAUCUAUAUGGUACAUAUUGCUGAUGAAACGGCCGAAAGCAAAGUCAAUGGGCAACACGCUCUUAAAAUUUAAGACAACAAAACAUGUUUGG
This is a messenger RNA of Seminavis robusta, 1269 nucleotides long. NCBI's taxonomy places the organism in Eukaryota, Bacillariophyta, Bacillariophyceae, Naviculales, Naviculaceae. The record is from the annotation of a GenBank genome assembly.